Messenger RNA from Anguilla anguilla (European eel), 3469 nucleotides. RefSeq names its product interleukin-17 receptor C. Gene Ontology annotation, molecular function: interleukin-17 receptor activity. NCBI's taxonomy places the organism in Eukaryota, Metazoa, Chordata, Actinopteri, Anguilliformes, Anguillidae. The coding region runs from base 609 to 2807 and encodes 732 amino acids. The transcript is spliced from 17 exons. The record is from RefSeq and is a predicted model, not a curated record.
CCGCAGGCAGACUAUGCACAAGGAAGAGUAUUUUUUUACUUUCAAGAUUCCAGUACAACCAAGAAGUACUGCGCUUUUUUAUUCUAGGUAACUUUAGUUGUGAUACCAUAGGAUGAUAGCUUUAAUUACAUUGUCUUUGUGUGUGCGUGUGUGCGCACAUAUAUAAAUGGUAUAUUAUGUGUUUCUGUUUCGAUAUUUCCCUAUAUUAUAAAUAAGCUGCAUAUUUCACGUUUUUUUUUGUGUGGAAUAUUCUUACAGUCCAUAUACAGGUAACUGCAGAGUUGCGGGCACAGUUCCUUUUAGUGGUGUUUCAUUUCAGGAUUUUGGAGUCUGGCCAGCUCUUGCCUGAAUCUGUGAAUAGCACCACAACUCAGCAGUGGUCAGUUUGUCCGAAGCUGUCAGCUGACAGUGGAAUGUACUGAGGACGGUAGACGAAUGGAAACAAAUCCGGAACCUGCAGAUAACCUGGACUGAGAAUGGAGUUUGAGACCUUGGGAAUGAGCAGGAAUGAGAGCAGCUAAAUCAUCACCUGCACCACCUAAACGACCUGUCGGGGCAGUCACACAAGCACUGCUGUGGGAGGUGCAGCAGUGCUGACUGCGGGGAGGAUGGAAAAGUGUGUUCCACAGGUGGAGGGGUCAAUGGCUCACCUGCUGAAGCUUGGUGGGGUGCUCCUAUCAUUCAGCCUGUGUGCUACGGCUGUGGUCCUGCAAAAGAUUGAGUAUGACCAGAAUCCUCAACUUACCUGUGCACAGGGCCUCACAGACUGCAGAGUGGAAGCUGAGGACCUGUUUGGACAUGACUCAGAUGUGGAUGUCAGUAGACUGGAGCUCAAGGCAUUGCUGUGCUGCAGUAGGGGCAGUGACUGCAGGCCUUGCAUACAGAUCCAUAUUUACCUCACUGUCACAGCACUCUAUGACGACCAGGAGCUGUCAGGUUACCAGGUGGAUGAAGAAAGCAAAGAGCGAGAGGAGGAAUGGGGAAGUGGCGAGCAUAUGCUCCCCAGCCAGACAGAAGCCUCAAUAAAUGUGUGUUACACUGUCCCAAGCUUUUUAAAUGAGUGCAAGACACUAAAGUUCACACUGCCCCCUCGUGCCAUGGAGGACCAUAAGUCUGGGAUGUGGCUGUCACUGGUGGUAUCUGAUAAGUUGUUGUUUGGAAGUCCUGUGUUUGUUACUGCCAAAUCCACCCAUGAGAAUGUCACGCUGCCCGCUGAAAACGAUGUGUGUUCCCGAGCCCUAAAGAGAAUUGUGAAUGAAUGUAAUGUGCCCAGACUGCUCACUGUCAUUGACCGAGAGAAGGGUGUGGCCACACUGCAAUUGGAUGAGGAGGACAUGAACUACUCUUUCCCAAUGGGAUUGUGUCAGAUAUAUGCAGAGAGGGGAGACUGCAGAUACCAACAAUUGAACUCAACAAGCAAGAAGAUUAUGAUUCCGCUGCACUCUGUCACUCCCUGCCUGUGCUUUCAGGUGUGGUGGAUAAAAGAUAAUGCGCUGCGUGUGAACAGCUGUCCCUUUGUGAACUACACAGAGUUCCUCAAGAACAUGUGGGACAACGUAUCAGUGUCCGUGGAUCCCGUGCCGACAAACGGCAAUGACACGGUCCUGUCCUGGACCCUGAGUGCCCCCUGCAGGGUUGAAGCUGAACUGUGGCUGUGCAGAAUGGAAAAGGGAGGGGCCGGGCAGGGGUGCGGAGAGGUCGAGGGCUCCAGGCUGCGACUUCAGGACAGCAUACUGACAGACUGGCAAGUGAACAGUCAAGGGCACUGGAUAAAAGGAGAAUUUGGCAAUACGGAUCCUCAUCCUUCGCUGUGUGUACUGGGAAAGGUGCAAGGAAUGAGCAGUGAGCUGGGCCCUUUGUGUCCCUUUGCAGGUUCAGCUCCAAAAGGUCACUGGAGCCUGACAAUUCUGGUCAGUGUGCUGAUACUCUGUCUGGCGAUCCUGGGAGCCUACCUGCUGCAGAGCAGUCUUAAAGGUUGGGUGUGGAAGUGUUUCAAAGAUGAGGACAUAAGGGGUGCAGUUGGGGGUGGGCAAGUUGUGCUGCUGUACCCCCCAGACCCGGACCAGGCCCUCCCUGGGCUGGUGUGCAGGCUGGGCUCUUCCCUGUCGGCUCUGGGCUUCAGCGUGUCUCUGGACCUGUGGAGCCGGGGGGAGCUGAGCAUACUGGGGCCCGUGCCCUGGCUGCACUCCCGGCUGGACCGGCUGCAGCGGCACGGGGGCAAAGUGGUUCUGAUCCUGACGCGCGCGGCGCUCGAGAGGGCGGAGGAGUGGGGGCGUUGGGGCAGGGACAGGGAUGGAGUCUGUGGAAACGGGAAAGACAGUGAAGAACAGGAGGAGUUCACCUCCCACUGCUCCCCUUACGCCGACGUCUUCAGCGCGUCGCUGAGCUGCGUUCUGGCGGACUACCUGCAGGGCCGCGCUGGGGAGCGCUUUGUCCUGGCGCAGUUUGAGUCUCUUCCCCCCCUCCCCCUGGGGAACGGGCAGCCGCUGCCCGAACUCUUCAGGGGCCUGCCGCUCUUCAGCCUUCCUUCUCAGAGCCUGGGCUUCCUGACCGAGCUGGCGGUGGCCCGCGGGGGGCCCAGUCGGCGGCGCCGGGCGGGGGGGUUACGGGCAGCCUCACGGGCGCUGGCAGUGGGGCUCCGGGGUUUCGGGAGCUCAGGGGGUUUCCGGCUACCAGGGUUCUCCCCGGGCAGUGCUGCUGCAGGGGUGGAGGACCUGUGGGAGACUGUGCCCCUACAGCCAUGCCACACACCACCGCCAUCCAGCCCCAGCUCCAGCCCCAAGUCUGGAAAUGUGGCCUGGGUGUAGGGGGGGGGGGGGUGGGGUGGGGGUCGUCACUACAUGUGAGCGGCAAGAGAAGAAUGAGCACUGAGUGGGUUAGGAGGCUUACCCGAUCCACAUAUAUCAACAAAGACAGGCACUCCAACUGUUCCUUGUUGCUCAGGCAUGAGUGUGAGUGACUGAUAAAGGAUUAUUCCAGUCUUAUUUGUGUCAGAGUUAGUGCAAACACUGGAAGCCUGUUUUCACCUCAUGAAUUUCAGUGUGAUACCACUUUUGUGGCAUUGUAUAUUAGUUGUACAUUCAAGAAGGAUUCUGCAUUUAUACAAAAGGGCCCAAACUACUCUGACAUUCAGUUGAGUCAGUACCAUGGCAGGUAAUUUUGCUUGACAUUUUUACCUUAAGAUCUGUUUUGUAAAUUCUAUGUGUAAAAUAUGUGAAGGCCUUUCUUUUUAAAGAUGUUCAGGCCUCAUUGUUCAUUGUUUGAAAGAUUUGAUCUGUAUAUUUAUGUGCAUAUUGUGUGUAGCACAAAUUAUGAACUACAGAAAAAAAGCUAUUGAAGGAAAUGUGUGUUGUGUAUUUAAGAGAUGUAUAAAGUUUGUGAAGAUACUGUUUUGUUUUUUAUUUAAUUAACUGUUUGCUAUUUUGCUGUCAAUACGUAGCAGCACAGCAAUAAAGUUGAGUGCCUCUGA